UAUGUUAGCUUUGUCCCAGAAGUCUGGUUUUGGGGUUAUUUUCUCGGGUCUGCAUUGAUACCUCGGUUCUUCGCAAAUGGGGAAGUGGGAACGAUUCUAAGAGCUCGAGAAGUCUUUGGCCAUGUCCCCAUUUGCUAGUCUUCGUUGAUCUCUGCGUCAAAAUUGGACCUUUUUUAGGGUUAGGGUUUCUUUGGGGAGUGGGUUAGAUCAUGCUCUUGAGCUGCUUGUGUUUUUGCUGGUGAGUUAUCAGGUGAACUUGUAUCGAGAUUAAAAUAAUGAAUCAUAGAUACACCUUGCAGUCAGUUUGCUAACAGAAAACUUUGUUUCGAGAAAAAAUUGACAACAAUUGCUUUUUCCAUGUUGAGAGCGAUGGAGAGCAAAGUUCUUGUUAUGGUUUUCUCUGUCAUUGUGUUGUUUCUGAUUAGGACAUGUCAUGGGACGGAGACUGACCUUUUAUGUUUGAAGCUUGUGCAAAGCUCAGUUAAGGAUCCCGCUAACAACCUUGCCUGGGUCUUUGACAACAAAACCGAGGGAUCUAUAUGCAAGUUGAAUGGAGUAGAGUGUUGGCAUCCUGAUGAAAACCGGGUACUUAACCUGCGGCUUUCAAACAUGGGUCUUGAAGGUAAUUUUCCGAAAGGCCUUGAGAACUGCUCAAGCAUGACUGGACUGGAUCUUUCGAACAACAACUUCUCUGGACAGCUACCAAUUGAUAUUGAUCAAAAGAUAAAGUUUGUGACUGGCCUCGAUCUCUCAUAUAAUAAGUUCUCGGGUGAAAUUCCAGUGAACUUGGCCAACUGUAGCUAUUUGAAUUCAUUGAAUCUUCAACAUAAUAACCUGAGUGGGCCGAUUCCUUGGCAAUUCAGUCGUCUGAAUCGGCUUUCAACACUCAAUGUUGCUGAUAAUUCAUUGUCUGGGGAGAUUCCUCCAUUCGUGAACAAUAUUUCAACUCUUGUCGUGGGAAACAAUGCUGGGCUUUGUGGGAAACCUUUAGCUGCUUGUCAAGCAUCACAAAAGAAAAGUAACAGUGGAAUAAUAAUUGGAGCAGCUAUUGGCGGAUUGUUGUUUGCGAUUCUUGUCAUUGGAGUUAUCUUCUUCUUCUUUUGCCGGAAGGUUGCUAUCAAAAGAAAGCAAAAGGAAGUCGAAGAAAACAGAUGGGCCAAGAAUAUUAAGGGUGGCAAAACAAUCAAGGUUUCCAUGUUUGAAAAGUCAGUUUCAAAGAUGAAAUUCAGUGACCUUAUGAAAGCAACCAAUGAGUUUAGCAAGGAGAACAUCAUCGGCACUGGGAGAACAGGCACUAUUUACAGGGCAGUGCUUCCUGAUGGUUCCGUUUACGCUGUCAAGCGGUUGCUGGAGACACAACAUUCUGAGAAGCAGUUCAUUUCUGAAAUGGCGACACUCGGAAGUGUUAAGCAUCAAAACUUGGUUCCACUUUUGGGUUUUUGCAUUGCCAAGAAUGAAAGGUUGUUGGUCUACAAAGACAUGCCCAAUGGAACUCUCCAUGAUCAGCUACACAAAGGAGACAUUGAAAGGGCGGUUAUGGAGUGGCCGAUGAGGCUGAAAAUCAGUAUCGGAGCAGCCAAAGGCCUUGCGUGGCUUCACCACAGUUGCAAUCCCCGCAUUCUUCAUCGGAACAUAAGUUCCAAGUGCAUUCUAUUGGACGAGGACUUCGAACCCAAGAUAUCGAACUUUGGUCUCGCAAGGCUUAUGAAUCCGGUCGACACCCACCUCAGCACUUUCGUGAAUGGUGAAUUUGGUGACUUAGGCUACGUAGCUCCCGAGUACACCCGAACUCUUGUGGCCACUCCGAAAGGAGAUGUCUACAGCUUCGGUGUGGUGUUACUUGAAUUGGUCACUGGUGAAAAACCGACUCACGUCUCUAAAGCUCCAGAAGACUUCAGAGGCAGUUUGGUGGAAUGGAUACAAUACUUAUCGGAAAACUCACUUCUUCCUAGUGCCAUCGAUACCUCUUUAAUCGGAAAGGAACAUGAUACCGAGCUUCUCCAAUUUCUGAAAGUUGCUUGCUCAUGUGUUCUAUCUGCUCCAAAGGAGAGGCCGAGCAUGUUCGAGGUGUACCAGUUUGUGAGAGCCAUCGGUGAGCAUUAUCAUUUUACUGCCGAAGAUGAUAUCUACCUGCAGCCUGAGAGUACUGAAGCUGAUUAUCUCGAUGAACUUAUUGUCGCACAGUAACUAGUAAAAUUAGUAAAAUCACUGAUCGAUAUAGCUAGAGCCGUAACCCGGCCACAUAUAUAUAUAUAUAUGCGCAAUAGAUAUUAUUCUCUGUAUAUCAUAUGAGGUGUAUAAGUUAUUACUCAAUGAUGUUUGUCUGUAUACUUUGGUAUAUCGAAAUUGGUAUUUUAUCUGAU
Molecule: messenger RNA, 2363 nt
Organism: Dioscorea cayenensis subsp. rotundata (Guinea yam)
Lineage: Eukaryota; Viridiplantae; Streptophyta; Magnoliopsida; Dioscoreales; Dioscoreaceae
Product: probably inactive leucine-rich repeat receptor-like protein kinase At5g48380
Exons: 3
Coding region: 358-2187 (609 amino acids)
Biological process (GO): protein phosphorylation
Molecular function (GO): ATP binding; protein kinase activity; protein binding
Source: RefSeq, a predicted model, not a curated record